Molecule: messenger RNA, 1179 nt
Organism: Aegilops tauschii subsp. strangulata
Lineage: Eukaryota; Viridiplantae; Streptophyta; Magnoliopsida; Poales; Poaceae
Source: RefSeq, a predicted model, not a curated record
AUGGAGCAAGGUCGUGGCGUUGCCGUCGCUGCGCACGGAGAUGUGGUCGAGGGCGCGGAGACCGCGGCAGAUGCCGUCCAAGAAGUGGCCGCCGUCGGCGGUGCGGGAGAUGCUGCAUCCGCAGUCGCUGGAUCGGUCCCUGCGGCGGCGGAUCUGGUGGCGCAGGGGGUGGUGGGCUCGGACUCCGUCGUGGCAGACCUGGUGGUGACGGCGUCUGGCGGCGCACUGGAUGUAGGUGCGGAGGCGAGCGACAAGCAGGUGGUGGAUGUGAAUGAGGAAGCUGCUGGCAACAAGAGGAAGCUGGACAUCGCUGGGUUCGACGACCCGUCUGAUUCUGACGACGACGAGGAGUACAACUCUGGAGAGGAGGUGGAAGAGUGGAACCACAAGUCCUUCAUUGAGCAUGAAGCCAACAAGAUCAGGGAGAAGGGGAAGGCGGCGUACUACAAGUGGGGCAAGUUCAGGUGCCCAUACUGCACCACUAAGCCAAUUGCCAAGGAUGGGCUGUAUGAGCACCUUAUGUCCCAUGCACGCGGUGUAGCGACGAGUGGGAACGACGUGAAGAUCAGGGCAGAGCAUGCAGCCCUCCUAAAGGCUAUGGGUCCCAUCUAGUCACCCUCUGUGAAGCUGGUAGUGGUACUCAUCAUCAAUAUAGUUGAUGAUGUUUAACUUUUGCGCUAAUAUGGUUGUGAACUGUGAAUCUGGAAAGUGGAAGUGUUUGUGAACUGUUAAGUAGUAUGGCAGACUCUUAAGUAGUAUGGCAGACUCUUAAGUAUGGCAGAGACUUAAUUAAUCUAGUAUGUCUCUGAAGUAUAUCAACUGUCUAGAUGCAGGUCAGCUAUGCUUUGCUGCAGUGUUUAUAUUCUGAUGCUGCAAUGAUCACAGUAGGUGCUUCAAUGUUGCUUGACUGAUGAGACAUGCUGCAUACAGUGGGCAUGUGCUUGGUAAUGGUGUGUGCAAAGAACAAGCCUUAUCUACAUAGGAUAGACAGUAAAAAACAUUGACUUGAGGUUUUCAUAAGUUAGCAUGAUCGAAUCUUCCAUUACAAAUAUAUUAUUAAAUUUAGAAAAUGUUGAAAAUCAUUUUUUGUCAAUGUUCUUAAGUUAGCAUGAUUGAAUAUUCCAUUUCAAAUAUAUUAUAAAAAUUGGAAAAUGUUGAAAAUCCUUUUUUGUCAAUGUU